AAACCCUUUUACAGAGAAAAAUGGUUAAAAUCUUCUAAAGAUCUUGAAUCUUAAAAAGACAAGACCAGAGAAAAAAUAAAAAAAGAAAACAGAUUUUGUUUUGAAGAAAAUACAAAUAUUGAUAAAGAGAAUGUCUUUAACAUGUGUGAAAAUUUCUGAGGAUGUUUGGUUAACUUGUCUUACACAUGCAUUGUCUACUGAAACCGAAGAGAUCAUGGGUCUUCUUCUAGGAGACAUCGAGUACUCAAAAGAUGGAAAUGUCACCGCAUUGAUAUGGGGAGCAUCGCCACAAUCACGAUCUGAUCGGCGGAAGGACCGAGUUGAGACAAAUCCUGAACAGUUGGCAGCUGCAUCAGCUCAAGCUGAUAGAAUGACUGCAUCGACUGGCAGAACAACAAGAGUGAUUGGGUGGUACCAUUCACAUCCCCAUAUUACUGUUCUUCCUUCUCAUGUUGAUAGCUUUACAUUUAUGAUUGGUUGCUUGAUGUUGAAAAGAUUUGCUACUUCUGCAGAUGUGCGGACUCAGGCAAUGUAUCAACUUUUAGAUUCCGGAUUUGUUGGGCUUAUAUUUUCUUGUUUUAGUGAGGAUAUAAACAAGAUGGGAAGAAUUCAAGUCAUUGCUUUUCAGUCAUCGGAUGGGAAACAAAAUAAUGUUUCAGGACCAAUUGCUUUAUUAUCUCCAUUGAAUAGAAGCUCAGUUAUUGAUCUUGAGUCAUCUUUAAGUUCUGAAAAUCCAUUGGUGACAUCUGGAUCUGCAGAAGCAGAUAGUCACAUGCAAGACACUGGUGAUUCCAGAUCCAUUCAAGAAUCUAGCAAGGGUGGUGGACGAUCUGUAGAUUUGGGAGGUUUCUUCGCUAAUGCUGAUGCGAACUAUCUAGGGCAAGAGCAAGGCAGAGGUUACUAUAAUACCAAUAACAUGAAGAAUGCUAUUGUCGAUAUUGAUCCCAUGGAUAUGUCAGAAAGCAUGCAAGAAGCCAUGCACCGCUCAAAUUUGGACAUGAGUGGUGCAGAGUAUGUCCGAAAAGAAAUUCCUCUUCAUGUUUUGCCAACAUGUUCUCUUAUUAAUCUUGAUUCUCCCUUAAAGUCUUUCACGGAUUUGCAACGUGUACUAUAUGAAGAGGAGCGAGCAGCAUAUAACCAAGCCAUCUUGCAAAAUAUGAGAGAUGGCAAAGUGCAUCCCCUUUCUUUCAUCCAUCACACAUCUACAUAUCAAGCUUCCAUGUGCAAGUUAAUCGAAUACUGUUUAAGUCCUGCCAUUAGUGCACUUCAGGAUCGAUUAAAGGAGAAUGAAAUCCGGUUAGCAAUGCUAACAGAUGAAGCUAAGACGUUGGACACUGAAACCUCAAAGGGGAGUGGACCAAGUUCUCCGAGUACUUCACAUGGAUUUCGAGGAAGCACUUUGGUUGGCCAGAGAGACUUGCAUAAUUCACCUGAAUCCAUUAGCACGAGUACAUUUGCUGGUACUGGGAGCCGAAGCAGAAAGCGAUCUUAAUGAAAUUUCCGUACCAAACCCACUUCUCCAUGCGUUUUGCUGAACAUGUUCUCGGGUUUAUCGGAGGAACUUCUCCAACUCGCUUGGAGGCGUUGAAGCUCAAGACAGUUUGUGAUGGUUGCCUCCGUAAGAGUCUUUGAAGAAACAAGCAAUGGUGAUGUACUGUAAAUAUUUUUGUUUCCUCGUGAUAUUGCAGUUUGAAUGUCAUGUUAUCGAUGAGGGGGAAGGGGACUUGUGCCCUUUUCUUGUGCUUAUUUUUCUUAAAUGUAUCUCUACUCUUUAAUUUAAUUUCUCAAUGACAUGUUAUGCAUUAUUUUUUUUUA
Hibiscus syriacus is the source of this 1815-nucleotide messenger RNA. Its product is annotated as lys-63-specific deubiquitinase BRCC36-like. Gene Ontology annotation, cellular component: BRCA1-A complex; BRISC complex. Gene Ontology annotation, molecular function: cysteine-type deubiquitinase activity; metallopeptidase activity; polyubiquitin modification-dependent protein binding. NCBI's taxonomy places the organism in Eukaryota, Viridiplantae, Streptophyta, Magnoliopsida, Malvales, Malvaceae. The transcript has 11 exons. Gene Ontology annotation, biological process: double-strand break repair. The coding region runs from base 131 to 1492 and encodes 453 amino acids. The record is from RefSeq and is a predicted model, not a curated record.